CCUCUCUCUUUUUCUCUCUAAACAUUACUAAUGGGACAGUCAAACCAUUCAUACUCUAAAGCUUGUGCAGUUGCUCUUACAAUUUCAUAUCUGAUAGUAGCAACUUCAGCWGGAAGUUUUUACGAUGACAUUGACAUUACUUUUGGAGGUGAACGUGCUAAAAUACUCAAUGGUGGUCAGGAUCUCACACUUUCGCUCGAUCAAUACUCUGGCUCUGGUUUCCAGUCCAAGCAUGAGUACCUCUUCGGUAGAUUCGACAUGCAACUGAAACUAGUACCUGGCAACUCUGCUGGCACAGUCACCACAUUCUAUUUGUCAUCACAAGGUGCGGGACAUGAUGAGAUAGACUUUGAGUUCUUGGGCAACUGUGGGCGUGUGAAGGCAGACUGGACUAAAGCACCGUUUACUGCUUCCUACAGGAAAUUCAAUGCCAAUGCCAAAAGAGUUGGUACUAAUUCAAWGUCAACAAGCUCUGAAUCUGACAACCAGGCGUGGAGUACUCAAGGACUUGAUGCAGCUGGCCGAAACAGGAUUAGAUGGGUGCAAAACAAGCACAUGAUCUACAACUACUGCAGUGACCRCAAACGGUUUCCCAAUGGUCUACCUGCUGAAUGCAAGAACUCUAGAUUCCUUUAA
Molecule: messenger RNA, 636 nt
Organism: Cynara cardunculus var. scolymus (artichoke)
Lineage: Eukaryota; Viridiplantae; Streptophyta; Magnoliopsida; Asterales; Asteraceae
Product: xyloglucan endotransglucosylase/hydrolase 2-like
Exons: 3
Coding region: 31-636 (201 amino acids)
Biological process (GO): glucan metabolic process
Cellular component (GO): cell wall; apoplast
Molecular function (GO): hydrolase activity, hydrolyzing O-glycosyl compounds; xyloglucan:xyloglucosyl transferase activity
Source: RefSeq, a predicted model, not a curated record